AGAAGAAGAAGAAGAAGAAGAGCGCCAUUGCGUGUUUCGCGCCUGAACAGAGAGGACUGGAGCCAUUGCUCCUCGUUUCAAUGAUAAACUUUUAAAACAGCCACAGAAGACUUGGUCACAGCAGCCAUGAGGCGGACGAAAGCGGACGUGGAGCGCUAUAUUUCUACGGUUCAGAGCGCCUCUCCCUCGCAGAAAGCGAAGCCCGUCAAAGGAUUUCUCUUUGCUAAACUCUACUUUGAGGCUAAGGAGUAUGAGCUGGCUAAAAGACAUGUUUCGGAGUAUCUGACCGUCCAGCCGAAGGACCCUAAAGCGCACAAGUUCCUCGGGCAGCUGUUUGAGCGUGACGGCGAAACAGACAAAGCUGUGGGAUGUUACAAGCGCUCGGUGGAUCUGAAUCCGGCUCAGCACGAUCUGGUCCUGAAGGUGGCCGAGCUGCUGUGCAGUAAACCGGAGCAUGACAGCCGAGCUGAGUUCUGGGUGGAGAAAGCUGCCAGGCUUCUGCCGGGACAUCCGGGCGUCUUCAGUCUGAGGGAGAAGCUUCUGAGCGCUCAGAGCGGCUCCAACCAGCUGUACGAGCUGCUGCAGGCGGAGCUCAAGCUGCGGCCCUCCGACACCUACAUCAACCAGAAGCUGGUGCAGCUCUACAGUGCCGAGGGCCGGCUCCAGGACGCCGUCAAACACUGCCUCGCUGUGGAGAGAGCCGGCGUCCUGAGACACUGUCUGCAGUGGUACCAGCUGUUAGUCAGCACCCUGCAGGAGUACAUCUGCCAGCCGAGCAUGUUGUCGAACGAACAAGCGUCACGCAAGUUUCAGAAAGAGCUGCUUCUGGCGCAUUGUAGCUGUGUGAGACUGACGCUGACACUGAAGGACUGUGAGGAGAGCACCGCUGCACUCUGGAGUUUUGACUGUGCGAUGCAGGCUCUGAAGAACACGGCCACAAACACUGCGGACGAGCUGGCGGAGGUGUUCACGGAGAUGAGAGCGCACCUGUACCUGUACUCCGGGAUGCUGCUGCUGAAGAAGGCACAGGACGGGGCGCAGCAGUGGAGGGCUAUGCUGGAUCUGGCCGCUCUCUGUUAUCUCGUAUCUUAUCAGGCUCCGAGACCCAAAGCCAGGAGCUUCAAGAGUGAGCAGGCGUCCCAUGAGCCUCUGGAGCUGCUGGCCUGUGAUCGUCAGAGUCAGGCGGGUCACAUGCUGCUGAACCUGAGCCGGGACGUGGAGCAGCUGCUGAAGGAUGUGGUGGAGGCCUUCGGGAACCGGAGCGGCACGGGCCGUCUGUUUGACCAGCUGUUCAGUGCACAGACGCAGGAGCAGCUCUCCUUCAUCUGCAACGAUGAUAUUCAUGUCCUCAGCGUACAUGUGCCCAAAGCCGUGGAUCUGGCCAAGUGUGACAGCGGAGCGGUGCUGCUGCACGCGGGUGAUCUGCAGCAGCUGGCGUGGCUCGGUCUGCAGUGGGCGCUCAUGGGUCAAAGCGUGAGUCUGCAGGACUGGCUCAAGCAGCUCUUCCCUCGCCUCACGCUCGAGACCUCCAAACUGGACACCAACGCGCCGGAAUCCAUCUGCCUGCUGGACCUGGAGGUGUUCGUGUGCGGCGUGGUGUUCUGCAGUCAGGCGCAGCUGCAGGAGCGGGGGAAGAUGGCCUGCUCUCAGCCGCACGAGCCGCGCUGUCUGCCGCUGCACAUCAUGAAGCUGCUGUCGUCUGACAGACAGAGAGAGUGGUGGGAUGCUGUCUACAGCCUGAUUCACAAGAGAGCGCAGCCCGGGACGUCUGCUAAACUGCGUCUGCUCGUUCAGCACGGUCUGGGCACUCUGCGCGCCGGAGAGAAACACGGCCUGCAGCCGGCGCUGCUCAUGCACUGGGCUAAACAUCUGACUGACGCGGCGCAGCUGCAGGAGCGGGGGAAGAUGGCCUGCUCUCAGCCGCACGAGCCGCGCUGUCUGCCGCUGCACAUCAUGAAGCUGCUGUCGUCUGACAGACAGAGAGAGUGGUGGGAUGCUGUCUACAGCCUGAUUCACAAGAGAGCGCAGCCCGGGACGUCUGCUAAACUGCGUCUGCUCGUGCAGCACGGUCUGGGCACUCUGCGCGCCGGAGAGAAACACGGCCUGCAGCCGGCGCUGCUCAUGCACUGGGCUAAACAUCUGAUUGACGCGUUACCGGUGUCUAUGGAGGAGGUGAUGGAUUUGUUGAAUGAGGUCACCCAGCAGCUUGAAGAUGUUGGUGAGAUGUGUGAAGAUCGGGUGGACUAUCCUGUGACAUCCAGCCCCGGGCAGCCCGCUGAAGGCCAUGUCAGAUUCUCCACUCCUUCCCCAUCCAAGAGUGUGACGUCUCCGUCCAAAAGAUCUGUGUUCUCCCCCAAAACACCUCCUCACUGGGUGGAGGACCAGAAGUCACUGCUGCAGAUGUUAUGCCAGCAGGUCGAGGCCUUGAAGAAUGAGGUUCAUGACCUGCGCCAUAACUCUUCAGAUGCCACGCCAUCCUCGUAUAGGAUGCAUAGAGACAAUUAUGCUGCAGAAGGACUUCAGGAAACAUUUCCUGCGGCGCAGACACUCCACGGUGUUCCUCUCACUGUCUUGUUCACUUUCAACAUUCAAAUAUACAGACGAUACGCAACAGUAGACGUGAGAAACAAUGAGGCUUGUGCAGGUUCUUUCCUCUAUGUGGGGGAUCCAGCAUAUAAUUCACAGUAUCUUCUGCACACCGCUGCGAAUGUCACACCAACAAAGGGCCCAGUAUAUGGGAUGAAUCGUCUUCCUCCACAGCAGCAUAUGUAUGCCUACCAACAAUCAACACACACCCCACCUCUCCAGUCAACACCCGCAUGCAUGUAUCCUCAAGAGCAAGUCUUCGGUCCUCCCAUCCGCUUUGAGUCACCAGCUACAUCCUUACUCUCCCCAUACAGUGAGGAGUAUUACGGUCACAAUGUUCCUCAGCCCACAGUCAAUCCAACAUUGCCAGAGCCUGGAUAUUUCACUAAGCCAUGUGCCGUUACAUCCACACAGCCAUCCAGGAGCACUGAAAGCAAGGCUGCUGAUCCCAAGAUGAGUUUUGGGCCGCAGCUCACAGGUGAACCUGCUAAGUUUCCCAACUUUGGAGCAGUAUCUGCCGGCCCAACAACAACAGCAUCAACUGCGUUCAAGUUCAACUCCAAUUUCAAAUCCAAUGAUGGCGAUUUCACCUUCUCCUCUGCUCAGGAGAAAAAUAGUGAAAGCCUCUUGGGACUUCUGACGUCAGAUAUUCCUCCCAAAGCAGAGGUACCGUCAGAACCAAAUCAUCAGGCCCCAGACCAGCCGCCUAGCCAGAGCGGAGUCUUUACUUUUGGGGGUAAUGCCACAGAAUUGUCAUUCACUGAUGGUGCUCAGAACAAAGUGAGUAUUUUUGGCAACGCUGACCAAAGAUGUAGUUUUACAAGUGGAACCAAGCCAACAUUAGGGAAUUCAGAGCCUCGGGAAGAGAAAAGUGGGGCGAGUGACAAUGAUAGCACCCAUGUGCAAGAGGACGAGGAUGGGCCUCAUUUUGAGCCCAUUGUGCCUCUACCUGAUAAGGUCGACGUGAAAACUGGUGAGGAGGAGGAAGAGGAGAUGUUCUGCAAGAGAGCAAAACUCUUCCGAUUUGACUCGGAGUCUAAAGAAUGGAAAGAGAGGGGCGUUGGCAGUAUCAAAAUCCUGAAGCACAAAACCUCCGGGAAGGUUCGUCUGUUGAUGAGGAGGGAGCAGGUUCUGAAAAUCUGCGCCAAUCACUAUAUCACUGCCGACAUGGCCCUCAAACCAAAUGCUGGAUCUGACAAAUCCUGGGUGUGGUACGCUAUGGACUAUGCAGAUGAAAUGCCGAGGACUGAGCAGUUGGCCAUUCGUUUUAAAACGGCAGACGAGGCGGCACUGUUUAAAGUUAAAUUUGAGGAGGCUCAAAAAUUCCUUUCGGAAUCCCCACAAAGCCAACAGGCUGAAAAGGAAAGCGAAAUUCCACAGCCUCAGGUUUCAUCCAAAGAAGUGGAUCUCAAAACCCGGUUUUCCAAGAAGGCGGGUGAAUGGGACUGUGACAUGUGCUGUGUAAGAAACGCUCCCACGUCUGCGGUAUGCGUGGCCUGCAGCAGUGCAGCUCCUUCUACAGCACAGGUCAAACCUGUAGAGGAACCCAAAGAAAGCGAAAUUCCACAGCCUCAGGUUUCAUCCAAAGAAGUGGAUCUCAAAACCCGGUUUUCCAAGAAGGCGGGUGAAUGGGACUGUGACAUGUGCUGUGUAAGAAACGCUCCCACGUCUGCGGUAUGCGUGGCCUGCAGCAGUGCAGCUCCUUCUACAGCACAGGUCAAACCUGUAGAGGAACCCAAAGCCUCUGGCCCUGAGGCUCCUCCUGCCAAAUUGUUUUCUUUUGGACUUUCUGGAGAUUCCGCUAAAAGCGCCACCAGCACUGAUGUCAGCUCAAAGGGCUUCAUUUUUGGAUCUCAAAUACCAGUUUCUUUUAAGUUUGGAUCGAAUGAUAAUGCCGUCACAUCUGCUGGCUUUGGAGCUCAGACUGAGAAGAAAACAAUUCAGCCUGAUGCACCACAACAAGAGAAAGUGUCAGCAGCUCCAGCAGUCCCAUCUGGCACUGGAUUUGGUGCUCAGUUUGCCAAGAAAGAGGGUCAGUGGGACUGUGACUCCUGCCUAGUGAGGAAUGAUGCCUCAGUAGCUGAAUGCGUUUCUUGCCAAGCCCCCUGCAGCACUGAAAAAAGUAAAGCAACAUCACAAGGUGGGCUAGCUGCCAUGUUUGGUAAAAAAGAUGGACAGUGGGACUGUGACACUUGCCUGGUAAGAAACGAAGGUUCGUCCAGCCAUUGUGUUUCAUGUCAGACAGCAAACCCAAAUAUGAAAAACAAGACCUCUGCUGCACCAUCAAGUUCCUCUCUUGCCUUCAGUUUUGGUAGUUCUAGCAGCCAACCUGCUGCGACAGGAUUUAAAGCCAACUUCAAUCCAGGCACUGCUUCCUUUCAGUUCGGCACAAGUCAGGAUAAAGCCUCCUCAGAAGGCUUCAAGUUUGAGUCCUCCACAACUGAGGCUGAAAAGUCAUCAGGCAGUUCAAGUUUUCCCUUUUCCAUGCCGGCGCCUGUUGGCGGAUUUAAGUUUGGCAUUGCAGAAUCUGAGGCAAAACCAUCAGAUGAACAGUCCCAAAAUGGAUCUGCGUCUGACCUCCUCAAAAAUAUUGCUGAGCUUCACAAAGAGAAAGAGAAAGAGGCAGGCCCAAGUUCCUCAGAACAGUCUGUAGACGCUGAUAGUCACGAUAAUAAUCCCCUCUUUACUGGAAAGCCUAACGCCUUUAGUUUCGCUGACUUGGCGAAGUCACAAGGCAGUUUUCAGUUUGGCCAGAAUGAUCCCGCUUUCAAAGGCUUUGCAGGGGCUGGCGAGCAGCUCUUUACAGGAGUUCAUUCCAGCUCCAAGGCCGACACCUCUGUCGAUCAAGAUGAUGAAAUGUACAAAACCGAUGAGAAUGACGAUAUUCAGUUUGAGCCCGUUGUUCAGAUGCCGGAGAAGGUCGACCUUGUUACAGGCGAAGAAGAUGAGAAAGUCUUGUAUUCACAGCGUGUCAAACUCUUCAGAUUUGAUACGGAAACAAACCAAUGGAAAGAAAGAGGAGUCGGCAACCUUAAACUGCUCAAGAAUAACCAGAACGGGAGACUUCGAGUUCUUAUGAGGAGAGACCAGGUGUUGAAAGUGUGUGCUAAUCAUUGGAUCACAACCACAAUGAACUUAAAGCCCCUCUCUGGCUCGGAUCAAGCCUGGAUGUGGAUAGCCAGUGACUUCUCAGAUGGAGAUGCCAAAUUAGAACAACUUGCUGCAAAAUUAAAAACACCUGAGCUUGCAGAAGAGUUCAAGCUGAAAUUCGAGGAGUGUCAGCGACUGCUUUUGGACAUUCCUUUGCAGACGCCUCACAAGCUCGUGAACACUGGCAGAACAGCCCAGCUUAUACAGAAAGCUGAAGAAAUGAAAUCUGGGCUUAAGGACCUCAAAUCAUUCUUGACUUGCCAAAACAAGGAUGACGAAAGUGCCGAUACAAGUCAUAGUACCUCUGCAGUUGUAGUUAAGCUCGACUCUGAAAGCUCCAUACCCACUUUAGAAUGGGAUAAUUAUGAUUUGCGAGAGGAAACGCAUGAGGACUGUGCCAGCUCCUCUGUGUGCAAUACUCCUUUGCAGCCUGAUCCAGUAGCUAAAAAUUUAUUCCGCUUUGGCGAAUCGUCCACAGGCUUCAGUUUCAGUUUUCAGCCUAUUCUCAGUCCCUCUAAGUCUCCAUCUAAGCUAAACCAGAGCCAGGCUUCUGUUGGCACAGAUGAUGAGCAAGAAGCGUCGCAGGAGGAAGAGCGAGAUGGUCAGUACUUCGAGCCUGUUGUGCCAAUGCCUGAUCUUGUUGAGGUCUCAACAGGAGAGGAGAACGAGCAAGUCCUUUUCAGUCACCGGGCCAAAUUAUACCGCUAUGAUAAAGAUCUCAGUCAGUGGAAGGAACGAGGUAUAGGAGACCUUAGAAUACUACAACACUUCGAAACAAAGCGUGUCAGACUCGUGAUGAGACGGGACCAGGUCCUCAAACUGUGUGCAAACCAUUGGAUUGCUUCCAAUAUGAAGCUCGAGCCCAUGAAAGGAGCCGAGAAAGCGUGGAUCUGGAGUGCCUUUGAUUUUGCUGAAGAGCAGGGCACGGUGGAACAGCUGGCGGUUCGAUUUAAACUGCAGGAAACUGCAGAUGCUUUCAAAGAAAUCUUCGAAGAGGCGAGGACUGCACAGGAAAAAGACACUCUACUCGCCCCGUUUUCUGCGAGAGUACCUGCCUCCACCCAGGAGACGCUUUGUGGCCAGGCUGCAGUUGCUGUACUUGAGGAAACCACAAAAGAACGUACCGGACUCUCUGAGGAAGACAGUCCUAAACCGGAUGGGACACCGGGGGCAAAGCUUGGCGCUCAAAGCAGCAAGAAUGUGGUUUCUCCUCCUAAGUUUGUCUUUGGGUCAGACUCUGUGCAGAAGAUCUUUGGAAGCCCUUCGCCAUCAAAAGAAAAGUCUCCGGUUGUGAUUCCCAGUUCAGAAGAUGAGGAAGUGGGUGCCUCGAGACUGAAAACCUCUGGACCAGCAGUGACCAGCCAGUCAUCGGUUGGAACUCCUUUCAGCAUACCAACAAGAACUUGUUUUCCAUCUGCCAAGCAGAAGAGCGCUCCGGACGAGUGUGAUGAUGAUGAUGAUGAUGAUGAUGAUGUUGAGAUGGUAUUUGAGCUGGAGCCCACGAGAGAGCAAGCAGAGCUGGCAGCCAGACUGAUGCUUCCUCAUACCUUCUUCUGUUAUAAAAACCGUCCAGGAUACGUCAGCGACGAUGACCGCGAUGAUGAGGAUUUUGAGAGCGCAGUGAGGAGUCUGAAGGGGAAGCUGUGUGCGGAUGGAGCCGAUGGAGCGUCUGAUCACGACUCGGAGGUCAGUCUGGUGUGGGAGAAGCUUCCGACUGCAGACGAGGAGCAGCGAGCCAGACGCCUCCUGCUGUCUCCCACCGUCCUGUGCAGUGUCAGCAGCGACUCCGAGCCGGAGGCAGAGAAACCAGACGACUUCAGCACUAAGCUGCAGCAGACGCAGGUGACGAGUGUUUCUGAUCUUCACAUCGCUGUGAGCACAGCACCCGCUCUGGACACACAGGUGAAGCCCGAGCCUUCCCAUGAUGCAGCAGCUGUGGACACAAGCAGCGGCGGAGCAGAAGAGCGUCAGACUGACGGCAGCCGUCCCAUCGACCUCUCCACCAAGAGAAGCAGUGAGAGCGACAGCACCGCUACAGUAGGUCUCUCUUUUGGAUUUGAAUCUGCGGGUGAGGUUUCAUUUGCAGAACUGGCAAAGGGUUCAGGUGAAUUUGCAUUUUGCAAAAGAGAUGAUGAUUUCUCAUGGUCAGGCGCAGGAGCCACAGUCUUUGGAAGUACAGGGACACAAAAGGAAGGAGAAAAAACAAGCCAUGAAGCAGAAGAGGAGGGCUGUGAUGAAGAGACGACUCAUAAUGAGGAGGUCCACUUUGAGCCGAUCGUGUCCCUGCCUGAGGUGGAGGUGAGGUCUGGUGAGGAGGACGAGGAGAUCCUGUUCAGAGAAAGAGCCAAACUGUACCGCUGGGACCGCGAGCUCAACCAGUGGAAGGAGCGCGGCGUGGGAGACCUCAAGAUCCUCUUCCACCCGCUGAAGAAGAGCUACCGCCUGCUGAUGAGCCGCGAGCAGGUGCUCAGAGUCUGCGCCAACCACAGCAUCAGCCCGAGCAUCGAGCUCAAGCCCAUGAACACCUCGGCUAACUCUCUGGUGUGGACCGCCACAGACCACUCAGAGGGAGACGGGAAAGUCGAGCAGCUGGCGGCCAAGUUCAAGACUCCAGAGCUGGCGGAGUCCUUCACACGAGCCUUCACAGACUGCCAGAGCCGCAUGUGUCAGACUGACGCUGCUCAGACGUCUGCCGCCGAGGCGCUGUCUCGAGGCUCCAACCCUGUGGUGUUCUUCGACAUCGCCGUAGAUGACGAGCAUGCUGGGAGAGUCGUCAUGGAGCUCUUCGCUCACAUCCUGCCCAGAACGGCGGAGAACUUCCGGGCUCUGUGUACGGGAGAGAUGGGCUUCAGUUACCGCCAGUCCGUCUUCCACAGGAUCAUCCCGGACUUCGUGUGUCAGGGCGGUGAUAUCACCAGCCAGGAUGGGACGGGAGGGAAGUCCAUCUACGGAGCGAAGUUUGAGGACGAGAGCUUCGAGGUGAGGCACACGGGGCCGGGGCUGCUGUCCAUGGCCAACCACGGCAGAGACACCAACAACUCACAGUUCUUCACCACCCUCAAGAAAGCAGAGCACUUUGACUUCAAGCACGUGGCCUUCGGAUUCGUCAAAGACGGCAUGGAUGUGGUGAGGAGAAUCGGAGAGCUGGGCGCUAAAGACGGGAAACCCACGGAAACCAUCACCAUCUCGGACUGUGGGCAGAUUCUUUAAGCUGUUCUACACAAACUACUGUUCAUCAUGUUCGAGACCGUGUUCCCUGAACUCUUGUGUAAAUCAGAACUUGUAUACGCAGUGGUUUUAUUCUUGUCCUGUUUGUAUGUUAAUAAAGUGGACAGCACUAGUUGACAAUAAAAUUCAUGC
This is a messenger RNA of Sinocyclocheilus rhinocerous, 9096 nucleotides long. RefSeq names its product E3 SUMO-protein ligase RanBP2-like. Lineage: Eukaryota; Metazoa; Chordata; Actinopteri; Cypriniformes; Cyprinidae. Gene Ontology annotation, molecular function: protein binding; peptidyl-prolyl cis-trans isomerase activity; GTPase activator activity. Gene Ontology annotation, biological process: protein folding; NLS-bearing protein import into nucleus; protein peptidyl-prolyl isomerization. The record is from RefSeq and is a predicted model, not a curated record. Gene Ontology annotation, cellular component: nuclear pore; cytoplasm. Bases 127 to 8946 code for a protein of 2939 amino acids. The transcript is spliced from 29 exons.